AUGAUGACAUUGUUAGCCAUUGCCGAUGCACAAGACUAUGAUGUAACAGAAAUUCAAUGUUCAUUUGCAUCAGCUGGCACAUCGUUGGGGGACAUGAUAACAGCCAAGUUAAAGAAACCUAUUGGAUUCAAAGGUCAUCCACUCUUCGCUGAUGAUCGUUCAGUAAGCCCGGAGAACGAUUAUUCUUGCACUAUCAAGUCAGAUCGAUCUGAUCUAUCAGAUUUAAAUUAUGACUUAAAAAUCACUGACUUCACAAGGUGCGGAGUGUUGAAAAGAAACGGCUUUGUUCAUGUGCGAAUAUGGUUCCCGCAGUUUCCUGGUGUUGUGAUGCAAUCAGAUCAAGAAUUAAUCAUCAUGUGCAAACCACCAGAGCCUACGGUUAUCCAAAAUAAAGCAGCUGGAUUUGCGGGCAGUUUCCCACAUGGAGCGCGAGUGUCUGGAGUUGUUGAAGAGACACCUGGAAGAUUGGAAUAUGAAGUUGCGUUGUAUAAAGAAGCACCACCACCACUUGGAAGAAUUAAUGGUCCGCAUGUUCAUGGACAUUUACCAAAAAAUCACUCAGCUAGUGCACUUCAAGGAUUAAACAAUAAUGAAGUGCCAGUUGAUCAAGCUGUUCCAAUUGGGACAAAACUUCAACUUCGUGCUCGUAUCAGUUUACAAAGCGUAUGGAAAUAUGUGAAACUAAUGGAAGUUACGGUAUCACCCGAUCCUGAUGAACCUCAUGCAGUUGGUUCAGUUUCAUUGGUUAGAGAUGGUUGCAGAAAUCGCGAUUUUGCCUCAAUCAUUCCACAUCAACCUGCAAGAUACAGAGAUCGACCAAAUGAAGUAUUUCUCGAUUUUGAAGCAUUUUUACUCAGCUCGAUGAAGGAAAGAUCAACACUUUGGAUUCAUUCACAAAUAAAAGCUUGUAUGGAUGCUGCUGAUUGUCAACCAGAUUUUUGUCUUGAUAUUUAUGAUCAAACUGGAAACGGUAAACGUCACGGAGGUCAUGGACGUAAACGAAGAGCUAUUGACCACAAUAAGAAUGCAACUGAAUAUACAAAAUUCAAAGAGAAUCUUCAGUACACUGUUUUGAUGCCAGGGGAAUUAUCCAACGGUGUAAAUUACAAUCAAUCUUCAGAACAGUGUAGAAAUUUUGUUGUCAUAUCUGGAUUGCUUGCUGGAUUACUGGCACUUUCAACGAUUAUUACUUGCGGACUCGCUUCAAGACUUCAAAGUAGCGGAAGGAAGAGUUUAGAUGACUUUGCGAAUUCUGGAUAUGCUGGUCGAGCCGUGACGCAGUAACGACUUUUAGAUUUAAACGUUUAAGGCAUUUUAGACCCUUAGUUAAAUUGUUUAUUUAUGAAACUAAUUUUAAGAAAACUUAAUCAACUGAUAAUGAGCCUUUUUAUCAUCAACAUACACUUUAUGGAAUUAGGCUCAUUGUCAUGAUGAAGGAAAUUAUUUUAAUAAUUUUUUAAAUUGAUUUAAGCUUUGUCCUUUGUAAAUUAAGAUGAAAAAGAAAAAAUAGAAAUAGUGUUUUGUAGGAUUUGUUAAAUUGGAAAAUAAAUUUCAUAUUUAACACAUGGAGCUAAUGAUACCAAAAGUGAUAUCUGGAAGCAUUUUGGUUGAUC
This is a messenger RNA of Clunio marinus, 1613 nucleotides long. NCBI's taxonomy places the organism in Eukaryota, Metazoa, Arthropoda, Insecta, Diptera, Chironomidae. The record is from the annotation of a GenBank genome assembly.